Topomyia yanbarensis is the source of this 7206-nucleotide messenger RNA. RefSeq names its product tubulin-specific chaperone cofactor E-like protein (gene mlt). Gene Ontology annotation, biological process: protein folding. The record is from RefSeq and is a predicted model, not a curated record. The coding region runs from base 720 to 2153 and encodes 477 amino acids. Lineage: Eukaryota; Metazoa; Arthropoda; Insecta; Diptera; Culicidae. Gene Ontology annotation, molecular function: alpha-tubulin binding. The transcript is spliced from 10 exons.
AGCAGAUCAAGCGCCUGCUUAUUUUGCUUCUGGUCGCGUACGCUGUAAGAUGUGUGCGCUAUUUGGUCGUACUCGACUUGGGAACUAAUAAGUAGUUGAACCAAACCGUAGUGGAGCGGGAGAUGUAAACACCCCACUCUCCCACCCAGGAGAAGCAGCCCAUGGAAAGAAGAGUAAAAUCGUUCAAAAAGUGUUUAGUGUUUUAAAAGUGUUGACCUUGUAUUUCACGUGAAAACAGACGCCAUAAAUAAAAUAGCUAAGAAACCGCCUGCUAUUCCACCGACCGCGAAAAAUCGUCGGAAAAUAUACAUAUGAUGUUAUGCAAAUCGUGACCUACAGUUCUGUCUGCUAGUAGUGUAUUUAGUAAAUUUGGGGUGCCAGAUGUGUAGCUGCUUUUUGAAGAUCGGUGGAUAUUAACGUGCAACUCGAUAGGUUGUAGUAUAUCAGAACAACACGCCAUUUAAGAGAAAAAAGUGAAAUCACUAACGAGUUUUCAACGUUAUACAACAGCCUAGUAUGAAAAUAAACAAAGGGGAAGGCAAGAGUGAGAACAAAACAAAACUAGCAUCAGUCAAAACGUCAACAGUUAUAGUUACUACAGUGGUGAUAUUAUAUAGUGGUGAUAUUUAAACAAAGAAAAUAUUGGUGCAGGUAGUGAUUAAGAGCUGCAAAAAUAAAUCAGAAUUUUUAUUUAGAGGCAACUUAGGAAACAGAGAAAAAUGCCAACGUUACUAGAAGCUCUGGAUGCUAAAUAUGGUCUGGGAGACCAGAGAGAAAAACUAGAUGAAGCACUGGUUUCAAUAUUCGUACCUAAAUUGCCACCUAGACUGAGUGUGCCGGAGUUGCUAAUCCUUAACGACUGCAACAUUGACAAAGCUGGCGAACCAGAGGACUUGCGCCGAAAAUGCUGUACUGUGAAGGAACUGGAUCUAGCUCAAAAUAAACUGGAAAAUUGGGAUGAGGUUUUUGGAAUUCUCUCACACAUGCCCCGUGUUGAAUUCGUAAACCUUAGCUUAAAUCGGUUGAACAGUCCUAUUGAAAAUCCCCAACCUUGUAAAAUGGAGCGACUUCGCAGUUUGGUGCUAAACAAUACAAAACUUGAAUGGUAUGGGGUGGAGACUCUUUUGCAAUUGCUACCAGUGCUUGAAGAGCUUCACUUAAGCCUUAACGAAUACACCCAUGUGCUGAUCGACACUGUCAUCUAUGACAGUGAGAGUGAAACUGAAAGUUCCGAAGCAAGAAGUGAUAAUCUAACUUGCCAAUGCGAAGAAACUGCCCAAUCUAGUCAACGUCAAAAUCGCACUUCUUCCGAAUGUUCUUUGUAUAAGAAAACCGAGGCUCACCUUGGUGUGAAGAAACUUCACUUAACCGGCAACCAUAUCAGUGCAUGGAGCGAAAUAUGCCGGGUAGGACGACUGUUUCCAAAUUUGGAAUCAUUGGUACUAGCGGAUUGUCCAAUCAAAUCGUUAUAUCCGUCAAGUACCGACAAGGAUCAGUCAAACUUAAUCUCUUCGCAGCUGGAAAACGAAAGUCAUGAACAUUUCAGGAAUUUGACAUUGUUAAACUUGAGUAAUGCAAAAAUCGAUUCUUGGGACGAUAUCGAUCGAUUGACACGGUUCCCAGUCUUGAAAAAUUUACGUGUACAGUGCUGGCCUUUGUGGGAAAAGUGUGAUUCGACUGAACAUGAGCGACGACAGUUACUGAUUGCACGAUUGCCAAAAAUCGAAGUUCUUAACGGUGGAGACGUCAUUGGUCCAGUAGAGCGAGAAGAUGCCGAACGUUCCUUCAUCCGGUAUUAUCUAGACAAACCAGAAAGUGAUCGUCCCGAAAGAUACUUUGAUCUAAUCGCUGUUCAUGGAAAACUGGAUCCACUUGUAAACAUCGACCUCAGACCCGAAAGGAAGGUUAAAAUCACAUUCACGUAUGGUGAUUCUAGCGAAGAGCGAACAGUUGACGUCUAUAGGACUGUGGUUGAUCUAAAAGCUCGUUUGGAACGUAUUGUCGGGCUUCCCGCUACCAAGAUGCGUCUGUUCUACGUUGAUCAAGAUUUGCGCGAUCUGCAAGGAUUAGAAGAAAUGAAAUAUCCACAUAAACGGUUAUAUAGCUAUAACAUCCGUUCCGGAGACGAGAUAAUCAUCGAUCAAAAGCAUUAACAACAAAACUGAUAUGUGUUUUUUGCAUGUUAAGAUUUUUCAAAAAAUAAUACAGUAAUAAUUUGACUGCCAUUGCUGCUUACAACGAUGCAAUCAUUUUCAUUAUAUAUGCAGCUAAGAGUAUGGUACUAUACAUCUUUCUCACAAGUUACGAAACGCUUAGAAUAGUUUUAAUGUUAUGUAAUAUUUUUUUUAUUUAACAUCGCGAUAAUUUAUGCGUACUAUCAGUUUAUGUAGGGCAUUACCACAGAUAACAGACCUUUAAGCGAGAACAAAAUUCAUUGAAAACCGGGGUAAACUUUAAAACAGGUAAACGUUGGCAAUCAGUGUCACACUAUUACCUAUAUAUUUGUUUGAGAGUUGCACUUCUGCACACUGCAUAGAUUACUGCGCCUUCUACAAACGUUUGCCAAACAUGUUUCGGGCGCUAGCUUUAUUUGAUAUAGCAGUGGUAAAUGUUUACACACAUUUAGAACCGAGCCUAAACGUCUUUUAUUGAUGGUAAUAAUAUAAUCAAUUGUACUAUACAGAAUUAGGCCGUAUACUAAUGAAUAGAAGGCUGUUACGGACAAUAUUGGCAGCUAUCCUAUAUGAUUCGUUCAAGCAGGUAAGUCGUAUUGCGCCAUGAUCUGUGGUGUAAUUAAUUAUGAUAUUUUCAAAGGACAUUAUGACGUAAUUUGAAGAAAAUAUAGGCCGCCUAAAAUGCAAAUAUUACGAAAUAUUAAAAAUCAGUUCUUUGUCAAGUGAAUUCUCUUGAAGCUUAUCUAAAGCUUGAUGGAAUAUACAUCGGUCUACUUGACGGUGAGCAUAGUGAUAAACAGUGUAGCCGCGCCAUAAAAAGUGAGAGCGGUCAUCUAGAUAAUCGAAAAAUGUGCUAUUUGUAUAUUUUAGGCAAAAUAAAACAAGUGUUCUUCAUUCAGGAAUAUUCAGGAAAAAUCGGAUUCCAUGAACUUUUGGCUCAAAAAAUGCAAAACGGCGAACUUAUUCCUGGUGCAGCAAUUCGUAGUUAGCAAACGAAAUAGUUUUCAAACAGUUCUUAUCAGAAACUACGAACACUAGUUUUUUAUUUUCAAUACUUAUUUAUUGUCGAUGAAACUCAAAAACCUCCCAGAAAAUAGAAAUUUUAUUUUAUUUACAUUGCGAACAUAUUAUUUCAUAAUAGAACUCUGACGAUAGCUGAUAUAAAAAGGACAUAUACGUAAAUAAUCAUAUUUUAUCAACUUUAAAGUUUAUUAUAUUACUGUUUUUCUUUGAAAAACAUCGGGGCAGUGGAUUGCACUGGUUUUGCACUGUCUAGCAGAAUUGGGAAUAAAUUAUGAAUUACUCUGGAAGCUGAUAAGCCUCGAUCAACAUUUUAUUCUAUUGUAUAUACCUCAAGAAAUCUUCACUCAAAUAAAAGGUACAUCAACUUCUUUAUGUCCAUGUUGUUUGUAAACAACAACGUUUUAAAACUGCUAAAACUUUUGAUUUAGACAGAAUUUACUCACAAAGACAAGGAAGACUAGUAACUGGGACUAUUAGAACUUAGAACUGAAGUUAUUGUUAUUAGUCUGAUAUAACUCUGCUGGAGCAGUACCACCCGAGAUACUGACAGUUGGCGUUGAUAAAUGAAAUUUUGAUAUAUCUUCAUUAUUUUCCAUUAUUAUUGAAAACUGCUAAAGCGUAUCUUCGACUAUCUUUUCCUAGCAUAUAGAAUAUUGAAAAUUUUCUAGGAGAAUCGUGUUGAGCACCGGAAGGUAAAUAUUGAGCAGUUUCCAUCACUGCGAAAGAAGCAUCUUUCAAAGCGGGUUUUUCGUGUUUCUUGAACCCUAUGAACGCUAGAAAAAAGUUGGGCAUGUAAGGAUUAACUUAGAUUAGUUCUUCAUGCAUUCAACGUGUAAUUGUUCAAAAAGAAAAUAUAUAAUCUAGAAGAACAGCUCAUGAAAGAAAGAAUUAUGCAAUUUAAUAUUCAUUCAAUGAAUAUACGAAUAACCAGACAUAUUGAUAUCUCAUCUAUUCUUAAGCACAGUGACUGUAUUCUCGAGGCCAUCACAAAUAGAACUACGGAAACUCUUUGAUGUGAGAGAGAGUUUAUUCCUGUACUGUAAUGAGUUACUGAAACGAAGAAGCUAUCGUCACAAACGUAGAAUCCGUAGCCUAAUGUGGAUCCUGUACAUAACACUGCCAGUUUCCAUUGGAUUCAAAACUUAACGAAUGCUCAUUAUUUUUCCCCAUUUUUUUGUUAACAACAAUAGGUCAAUUUGUUAAAUGUUGUAACGGCAUUAAAUUAGCAAGGGACUGGAAUGUGGAGUAUAUUUUUCAAUAUUAAGAGCUAAAGGAGAGCAAGGAGUUGAAGGAAGAAAGUUUCGAAAAGCGGGGAAGGGGCCAUAUGAGCGUCUCGGCAACUUAACGCUUUGUUUGCUAUCGCAGGAGCUAGGAUCUGUUGGCAUUAGAAAUGUGAAUCACCUGAGUCUGCGGCAUGUCCGGACGAGCGUAAAGUAACUUUGUAUUUCAAGGCUUAUACAUGCAGACAUUCUGAAAAUGGUUUAUAAAGACUGAUUCGGAGUGUCCUUUGUUAUGUUUGGUAUUGGUAAGGUAUUCUUAAACUUUUUGUAGACUAUCGCUGAUAGUGUAGAAAUCGUUCGAUUUUUUCGAAAUUUUAAAAUCCUUUCAUUGAGGAAUGAAAAUAAGAGAAAUGGAGUAAUAAUAAUCAUUUCAUUCCGCUUUCAUUAAUCUAUUCAUUACAAAAAUAAGCCUUUAAUUAUGUCAAUAAAUUAAAAACUUUUCCAUUCCUACACACAAAGAUCAAAAACGUAAACAUAAAGUAGGAAGCAUGAAUUAUUUUAUACUAAUGAUCCAAGAAAUUAUAUAUAGAUGUAAAAAUAUUAACGGUAAUAUCCAACGUUUUUGAUUUUUUUCCAAAGCUAUGCUGAGCUUUUUUUAAAGUAAUAUCACAACCCACAUUAUAGUUUAUAUGCAGCCAUCGAUAAAAACUUCCGAGGCGCACUAGCAUUUUGGAACAAAUCGUGUUUUAUUCUGCUGGGAAGUGCAAAGCCAGUACAUUCUAACACCCGGUUAUUCGUCAUUUCUUUUUAUAACACUUCCCAUAAAAUUAUUUCGCUGAGUGUACCACUUCCCGGAAAACCGUUUCUCAUAAUACCAUUUCCGUAUAUUAAACAAUACUAAAACCACAGCUCAUUAAACUCACUUUGAAAAGACUAUAUUGUCGAAAAUUGUUAUAAUCAUUCUAUUUGGGAUUUGGUUGAUUAUAUCGAAAAAUUUAAAUUAUUAACACGGUUGGUAAUAUACAAUAUAAUAAUUAUUUUUCAUCUUUUGAGAUUCCAAACUAGUUGUGGAAUAUGUUUUUUGUAGUGCUCGUUGAUUAAAUGGAACAGAUUUAAAAGUUAUACAGUGACACAAUCUCGUAUUCGUACACUUCUAGUGUAUAUGUUUAAUAUUGUUUCAUAAAUGUUUGCGCUAUUUAAUAUAGGUAUUGUUUUGUAAAUGUGGUAGUAGAAUCAUCAUCUGUCAUUUUCUUAUCAUUUGUAAUCUAAAGUGUGCAAGUUUCCGUACACAACACAUAAAAAAUCAUUACUUGGUGUGAAAAUGGCACAAUUUCAUAUUCGUACACUUAUGAAAAGUCAAUCAAUUUGUAAUUUAAGACCUGUUACUUCUUUAUUUUUUUGUUUUACUUAGAAAAAUAGAUGUUAUGACUACAGAAAAGUGUUGAUUGGCACAGUUUCCUCUACACUUGUUUAAGAAAUUCCUUCAAAUUAACGUAAUUGUUAAAAAAGUAAACUAACUGCCAUUUUGGGACGGAAACCAAUUAUUACCAAAAUGACGCUAAAUCACUUCAUGAAAUCUUUGAAAUUGUUCAAAGGUUGCGUCCAACUAUUUACCAUGUCGCUGAAAACUUUGAUGUGGCGAAACGUAGAGAAGGUAUUGCGAAAAACUUGAACCGUAAAAAAUUUACCAUGAAGGAUAAACGAUUUUGAAUUAGAAAAAUUUGGGAAAAUCGAGUAAUUAAUUAAUGUUAUAUACUUGGUAAAAAAAUUGAAUCAUAGCAUUUAAGUAUAAGUCUGCUCUGGUACGGCUCGUAGUCUAUGGAGAACGGAUAAUUACAGUGCCUGUGUUCUGAGCAAGAAGUGCUUCAUCAAUGAGUAGAACAAAGAAUUGAUUUGUUAUUUACUAAACAACAUUGAAACAUUUUGUAGGAAUAUUGGAAAGAUUGUAAAAUUUGUCUACGAGUCCAAAUUCAACAUCUUUGACUGAAAUGGCUGUUGUUUCGAGUGGAGAAAAUCGAACUCAGGCCUGGACGUAAAAGUCUUAUAACAGCAGCUUAGUGAAGUUAUUGUAUGGGGUAUUAUAUGUCCACUAGAAGUGCUAGAAAUUUGGUCUUCAUUGAUGGAAUGAUGGAUCAGAAUGUGUAUUUUAAUAUGAAUAUCUUAAAAUAAUUUUUAAAGUAAAGCGUCCGAAAAAUGGUAUUUUUAUUAAGAAAUGAUGGAUAUUGGAAAUUCGAUCAGGAGAAGAACCUAAAGCAUAAGGCGUGCAAAAAACGUUUAGAGUAAAUUUAUAAUUGUUUAAAUGUUAUGGAUUCUCGACUGCGGACCCCGUUUAUUAACUGACUAGAAAAAUUAUUAUACUGAGAAUGAUCUUAGAAACUACUAUUUAGAAGAAUGGGAUAAAUUUUAAGUUGAAUACACACAGAAACUAGUGGUCAGCUUUCCAAUACGAUUGAAAACUGUAAUUACAAACAAAAGCUACCACAUUGAAUAUUUAUUAUAGAAAUUUCAAUUGAUUUUUGAAAAAAUAUGUGUGCUGUAGGAAUAUGAAAUUGCGUGUAUAUUUGACUACCUUUAGAAUUAUGAUCAUUUUUGAAAAAAUUAGCAUUUGUAGUACAAAGAUAAUUAUUGUAUCUUCGCUAUGCUGUCUAGUAAACUAUUUCUACAUAAAUAAAAUGUCUCGUAAACUAAUUGUUUACUUGUAAAAUGCAUAUAAGCAUUUUGCAUAGCAAUGUACGAAAAUGAGAUUGUGUUACUGUAGCAUUCAUUUGAAAUUGAAAACGUCAAUCAAU